AUGUCUGCAUUCGAGCCAGAGGCCUCAGGUGUGGGGAUACGUCAAGGGCGUGCAGAUCGCGAAGAGUCUCAGGACGACAGCAGCAGCAUCACCAUUAGCAGCAGCAGCAGCAGCAACAGUAGUAGCAGCAGCCAGAGCCCUUCAUCGGGUUUGUACAGCGGGCGCGAUAUGGACGAGGAGUCACCCGACAGUGCGCAGCGGAAGCGCGAGCACUCCGAGACCCCCGAUAGCGCCUCCAGCAGCUUCCAGCAGCAGGGGCAGCCAACUGCCAGCAGUAACGAAGACGAAUCCCAUGCAGCAGAAGACCGGGUGUCGGCAGAGCCAACAUCUGCUCCUGAAAGGCAAGUUGCCAACGCGGAGGAGGCCCCGGAAAGAGGAGCCGAAGAAGAGAAUGAGCUGAAUGAAGAACAGCAGCCCCGUAGGACCAACUCCGAGUACAGCGAAGAAGAUGAUACUUCAGAACAAUGGGAGGAAGCUGUCAGCAGUGCUGAGGAGGGUAGUAUCCCUUUUGAGUCCGACGAUGGGUCUAGCAGCAGCAGCUCCGAUUCAGACAGCAGCACAGAUACACCCGAAUCCGCAUCAGCAGCAGCAGCCACAGUAGACAGUGCAGCUGCAGAGGCAGGGGAGCAAUUGGGUUGCUCCCACUAUCGCCGCAAAUGCAAAAUAGUGGCUCCGUGCUGCGAAAUAGACCGCCACGCUGUGGAAGAAGUAAUCUGCGCUGCGUGCGACACACGGCAGCCCGUGAGCAACAAAUGCAUGCAGUGCCAAGUAACCUUCGGGGCUUACUUCUGCCCUAUCUGCAAAUUUUGGGACGACCUAGGCGAGAAGAAGAAGGUGUACCACUGCGGCGAUUGCGGGAUAUGCCGCUUGGGAGGCCGAGAGAAUUACUUUCACUGCCAGACCUGUGACAGCUGCUACCCACUCCAGCUGCAGAAUAAACACAAAUGCCUGGAAAAUGCAAUGCGCAGGCAGUGUCCUGUCUGCCUAGAAGAUAUGUUCUCAAGUCUGAGGCAAAGCCAAGUGCUGCAGUGCGGUCACACAAUUCAUGCUGACUGUCUGAGGCUGUUACAGAAACAGAAGGGCUUCCAAGCGAUACGCUGCCCCGUGUGCAGCAAGUCGAUUGCAGAUUACAGCGAGUUUUGGAAACAGCUAAGUGACGAAAUCGCGAGGACUCCAAUGGAAGACGAUAUGAAGCGUAAAGUUCGCAUUGCGUGCAACGAUUGCCUUGAGCGUUCAACUACAGACUUCCACUUCUUGGGACUGAAGUGCAUGCACUGCAACAGCUUUAACACCCGAGAUGUGGCGGAGGACUAA
Molecule: messenger RNA, 1314 nt
Organism: Eimeria maxima
Lineage: Eukaryota; Apicomplexa; Conoidasida; Eucoccidiorida; Eimeriidae
Product: zinc finger (CHY type) protein, putative
Exons: 6
Coding region: 1-1314 (437 amino acids)
Biological process (GO): protein ubiquitination; ubiquitin-dependent protein catabolic process
Cellular component (GO): nucleus
Molecular function (GO): zinc ion binding; ubiquitin protein ligase activity
Source: RefSeq, a predicted model, not a curated record